UUGCUACUAUUCUGAAAGCCCAAAUCUAUUGGGCUUGAUCACCCACGAGAAUCUUCGGCCUUUAUUUUGCAUACAUGAUAGAUGACUCUUCUCUUGGGUGGCUGUUUGUCUGUUUCCUGAACUCAUUCGACGAUUUCGUCUUCAUCCGUGCCUCUGUGUUCACAACCUUUAAGACAAGGAAGAAAAUGUCUGGUCCUAGGAUUGCUCAUGCUACCUUGAAGGGUCCUAGUGUUGUGAAGGAGAUAAUAAUUGGAAUAACGCUAGGUAUUGCUGCUGGUGGUCUCUGGAAGAUGCAUCACUGGAAUGAACAGAAAAAGACCAGGACCUUCUACGAUUUACUGGAAAAGGGUGAGAUUAGUGUUAUUGCGGAGGAAGAGUAAAAAUGAUGUGUGCCUAUUCUUUCCAUCUAUAGGCUCUUUUUUUUACUGCUAUAUUCAAUUGGCUCUUUAAGUGUAUCUGAGCCGAGAUAUUUACACAUUGAAAAAAUAAGUUCUUGCCCUGAAUUUUUGACUAUGUUGGCUUGUAGAAAUUUCAUGAAGCAACGUUUCAUUUUGUGAUUGUGUUA
Vicia villosa (hairy vetch) is the source of this 565-nucleotide messenger RNA. Its product is annotated as cytochrome c oxidase subunit 5C-2. The record is from RefSeq and is a predicted model, not a curated record. The transcript is spliced from 2 exons. Bases 75 to 380 code for a protein of 101 amino acids. NCBI's taxonomy places the organism in Eukaryota, Viridiplantae, Streptophyta, Magnoliopsida, Fabales, Fabaceae.